Acyrthosiphon pisum (pea aphid) is the source of this 719-nucleotide messenger RNA. RefSeq lists its product as uncharacterized. NCBI's taxonomy places the organism in Eukaryota, Metazoa, Arthropoda, Insecta, Hemiptera, Aphididae. The coding region runs from base 47 to 640 and encodes 197 amino acids. The transcript has 2 exons. The record is from RefSeq and is a predicted model, not a curated record.
AUUCUUCUGAACUAAUUUUUCUCUUUUUAGAUUCCCAAAUGCAGCUAUGGAGGUACGAGCUGAACAAGCUCUUCGAGCAAUUCGCUAUGUUCGUCGCCGCUCUAGUCCACCUAUUCCUGAAAACUUAAGGGCCAUGGGAGACAUUACACUGUCGCCAACAUGGCAAAAUCGUCUGAUGCAUUGCACAGAUGAUGUCGAAGCUCCAUUUUUUAACGGCAACUUGGAAUUUAUAGAAAAUGGACAAAUUACUUUUGGGGGACUGAUAUUUUCAAAUUUGCAGUUUUUGCAAAGGUUUGCUCCAUAUGUCUACCAAUCACGAGUUCUAGCUGUAGACGGAACUUUUGGCGUCAUACCACGAGCUCCUGGUGAUGCCCAACAACUGGUGACAAUUCAUGUUGUCUUGGAUAAUAUCUCAGUUCCUGUGGUAUACGCUCUGUUAAAUCGCAGGACGGAGAAUAUUUAUAUGAGGCUUUGGCAAUUCCUGAGAAAUGAUUUUCCUCAGGGAAUAUUAAAUUGGGAAAACAUAAAUAUUGUUGCCGACUUUGAAACUGCCUUGCGCAACGCUGUUCAAAGGGUAAUUCCGGAAUGUCGGCUGGUCGGUUGUUGGUUCCAUUUCAGCCAGGUAUGCCUACUAAUUUAAAGUCUGUUAUAAUGUAUUCAAUUUUAAUACCAAUGUUGUUUUAUGUUAACUGUAUAUAACAUAUUCAAACACUAUAAUU